AUGGCCAGCCAAAAAGGGCAGCUGCUGAUUAAUUUGAAAACAAGCUAUCCCGACAUGGUGGUAGAUAUUGGGAAAGUAGUUUUAGGAGAGAGAUCCAGGAAGAAGACGUCUUGCAAUCAGAAAAGGCAGCGAAGGAAGCUUUCUAUAGCCGUGUGUGUGUUCCUGAAUUCAGGAGGACCAAUAGUGAGGAUGGAGAGCGAAGACAAGAAUUACAGCUUCCAGGAGCGCGGCACUGGUCUGGACAUAGAGCAGAGCCUCAGGGUCUGCAUCGACUGCACUGAGACUGGCGAAUACUUCAUGUGGAUGCAGCAGCAGAGUUGCUUGCUGCUUUUUGUGAAAGCAUGGAGUUGUGGAGGUCCAGAGCAGGAAAGUGCAGCUACAAAGCCACAUGUCUGUAGCUUGAGCACUGGUUUGUCCUGCAGGUCUUUCACUUCAGCUGUUGCAAUGACUUCAAGCGAUGCCAUGAGAUUUCUGCAGGAGAAGGAAAGCUGCACCAAUGAGAAUGGGCCAAGCGCUGAGAAAGCUCUGCUGAAUUUUGACAGGGGAGCAAAGGAGACUCCUCUGAACGCAGAGGAGCACAUCCAGGAUGCUGCUGCUCUCUUAAAGAGAGACAAACUGAUGGCUGGGGAGGUCCUGGAUUUCACAGAGACCACACAUGUUGAAUUUAAGAGCUUCUCUAUAGAGAACAUCUUGUAAUAUAUUAGAAAAACCCUUCCGAAUUAUGUCUCUGCCUUUGCAAACACGCAAGGUGGUUAGUUAUUUUAUGGAGUGGACAAUGACAGUAAAGUCACUGGAAGCCACAGUAAAGUAGACAAAGAAACUGUAGAAAAAACAGUAGCUGCUACCAUGGACUCGAUGCUCGUCCACCACUUCUGCAGCUCUCAGGCUGGCGUGCGGUUUGAGACUCACAUCCGGAGCAUUUAUGACAAAGGAGGAGGCUCGCAGGGCUACGUUUACGUAGUGCGAGUUGGGCCAUUUUGCUGCGCUGUUUUCCAUGAUAACCCCGAAUCCUGGGUUGUCACAGAUAGGAAAAUUGAAAGACUGAGCAGCAGGCGCUGGGCGAAGCUCAUGACAGCUGCAGACCCAGAUCUUUCAAAUCUGGCUGAUAAAUUUGAGAAUGAGCUCAGUUUGUCAAAUGGUCCUCCUCUUAUCAAGCCAGUUUAUUCAAAAGCUGGUCUCGAGGGUGUGUCUGAACUCCUGGGUUCUAAUGAAAUCAAAUGGAAGCCAGAAAUCAUCUGCACCAACCUGUUCUCAGAGUAUCCUGGAUUAGAGGAUUUAGUGAAAAAACAAAUCCAUUCACUUAACAAGGGGGUACUGAUAUUUUCAAGGAGCUGGGCUGUUGACAUUGGAUUGCCAAACAAGCAGGAUGUUGUAUGUGAUGUUCUCUUAGUAGCUGAAAAUGCAUAUCCAGUAUUGUAUACUGUAGUCAAGGAUGCCUCUUCUGCUGAGUCUGAAAACUCGAGAGAAACUGCUUAUGCAUUAAAGCAGAAACUGGUGAAUGUUGGAGGAUGUGCUUCAACACUGUGUGUGAUUCCCCAGAUACUGCACCUGAAUGGCACAAAGAACCAGAUGGAAGUUGCAGAGGGGACAUCCCCGUGUGCGCUUGUGAUUGUCGUGCUGCACUUUGAGUCCUGUUUAAGUGACCAUCUUGGCUGUGAGAUUUUCAACCUUCUUACUCUCAGACAGUAUGAGCUGCUCUCCAAGAACCUGCACAAAGCCAAGGAGCAGUUUGUCCUUGGUCUUCCUGGAACAGGGAAAACAAUCGUGGCUUUGAAGAUCAUUGAGAGAAUAAGAAACAUUUUUCACUGUUCUGCCAAAGAGGUACUCUGCAUUCGUGAAAAUCAACCCUUGAAGAAAGGUUGUGGGGUAAGCAGUAAUAUCUGCCAGUGUGGGACACGUUUCUCCUUCUUAAAUGGGAACUUCCCCGAAGUGAAACGCAUUGUGGUUGAUGAAGCUCAGAAUUUUCGUCCUGAAAAAGACUGGCACCAAUGUGCCCGGGAGCUAGUCGAGAAGAAAAGUGGCAUUUUCUGGAUCUUCCUGGAUUUCUUCCAGUCCACUCACCCAUAUGGUUGUGGUCUUAAGUUUUCUGAACUAUAUCCUCAGGAAUGGUUGACCAAAGUGGUCUGUAAUGCCAAGCAAAUCUACACUGUCAUGCUUGAGCUAAUGGAGGAAAUCCUCCAAAACUGUAACACAGAGAUGCCCUGUGAAGUGCUGAAAGAGUUGUUUAAACGGGCUGAAUGUGGCCAUUCUUUGCCAGAGAUUGCAAUCCUGUGCAGCACAGAGGACACAGCCCAGGCCUUCCAUGAGAUACUGGAACCCGAGCUGAAAAGACAAAUAAGAAAGUGCAGGGUGAGGUUGGUCCUGGGGCACGUGGAGGAUGUUUCAGUAGACAUCGUUGUUCUUGACAGAAUCCGACGCUUCUCAGGCCUAGAAAGGAGGAUCGCGUUUGGCAUCCACCCUGUCCCUGCACAAGAGGAGACGGCUCGCAGACUUCUGCUCUGCACAGCAUCCAGAGCCAACACCAAACUCCAUGUGCUGUAUCACAAAGACGUUCUUAGGAGACUUCUUUAG
Mesitornis unicolor (brown roatelo) is the source of this 2571-nucleotide messenger RNA. Its product is annotated as schlafen family member 11-like. The record is from RefSeq and is a predicted model, not a curated record. Lineage: Eukaryota; Metazoa; Chordata; Aves; Mesitornithiformes; Mesitornithidae.